Cyprinodon variegatus (sheepshead minnow) is the source of this 3349-nucleotide messenger RNA. It is a transcript of the gene dhtkd1, whose product is annotated as dehydrogenase E1 and transketolase domain containing 1. Gene Ontology annotation, biological process: tricarboxylic acid cycle. The transcript is spliced from 17 exons. Gene Ontology annotation, molecular function: oxoglutarate dehydrogenase (succinyl-transferring) activity; thiamine pyrophosphate binding. The coding region runs from base 100 to 2871 and encodes 923 amino acids. Lineage: Eukaryota; Metazoa; Chordata; Actinopteri; Cyprinodontiformes; Cyprinodontidae. The record is from RefSeq and is a predicted model, not a curated record.
ACGUCCUUCUCCCCGGGCAAUAUGGCGGCCGUGUUGUAGCCGCUCUGCUUGGCUGGAGCCGCUUUCACGUUGUAGGAGUAAAGAUUUACAGUCAGAAACAUGUCGGCCGUUCUUUUUUUGAAAACAUGUAUGAGAAGACUGCCGCCAAACGCAGCUGGGCAGGUCCUCGGCUGCUGCUAUCACACCGAGAGAGGAGUUUACGGCUACCGACCCAAGCAGCUCGGCGUGGAGAACACGUCACAGAGGGAGCGCAUCGCUGCACUCAACCAAGAUCACGGUCUCGCACGGCUGGUGGAGGCGUACAGAACGCAUGGACACAAGGCUGCUAAAAUUAACCCCUUACUGCCUCAGCAACCUGUUGUGGACAGCGUCCCAGAGAUAGAAAUGCUGGCUGCUGCCGUCAGAGGAACGCUCAACACCUCAGGCCUGCGUCACUUUGGGAAGGCUCAAGCCUCGGUGGAAGAGGUGCAGACCUACCUGGAACAGGUCUACUGUGGUCACCUGUCUGUGGAGACCAGCCAGCUGAGCAGUCUGGAGGAGAGGGAAUGGUUUGCUGACCGCUUCGAGGAGCUCAAGAGGGAAAGCUUCUCUCCUGAGGAGAAGAAGCUUCUGGCUAAGCUCAUGCUGGAGUCUCAGGAGUUUGACCACUUCCUGGCUACUAAGUUUGCUACCGUGAAGCGUUACGGAGGAGAAGGAGCAGAGAGCAUGAUGGGAUUUUUCUAUGAGCUCUUCCACCAGUCAGCCCACAAAGGAGUUACUGACAUCGUCAUCGGGAUGCCUCACAGAGGCCGACUGAACCUGCUCACCGGCCUGCUGAAGUUUCCACCAGAGCUUAUGUUCCGUAAGAUGCGCGGGCUCAGCGAGUUCCCUGACACCUCCCCCGCUAUCGGCGACGUUCUCUCUCAUCUCACCUCCUCGGUGGAGUUGGAUUUAGGAGCAGGGCACCCUCUUCACGUCACGAUGCUGCCUAACCCAUCACACCUGGAGGCCAUUAACCCCGUGGCUCAGGGUAAAACCAGAGCAAGGCAGCAGCUGAGGAAAGAGGGAGACUAUUCACCAGAGGAGAACGCCUACCCAGGAGACCAGGUCAUCUGUCUGCAGGUCCACGGUGACGGCUCUUUUACGGGUCAGGGGAUCGUUCCGGAAACGUUGACUCUGUCAAAUCUGCCUCACUACCGAGUGGGUGGCAGCAUCCACCUCAUCGUGAACAAUCAAGUGGGUUACACCACCCCGUCGGACAGAGGAAGGUCCUCGCUGUACUGCAGUGAUGUUGGCAAAAUGGUGAACUGUGCUGUGAUCCACGUCAACGGCGAUGAUGCAGAGGACGUGCUGCGGGCAGCUCGGCUGGCUGUGGACUAUCAACGGCAGUUCAGGAAAGACAUCAUCCUGGACCUCAUCUGCUACCGUCAGUGGGGUCACAACGAGCUGGAUGAACCUUUCUUCACCAACCCGGCCAUGUACAAGAUUAUUAGAUCCCGUCAGAGCGCCCCUGACUCCUACUCGGACCAGCUGAUCUCGGAGGGUCUGAUGACGGAGGCUGAGCGUGCAGAAAUCAAGUCCAGCUACUACAGCAUGCUAAAUGAAAAGCUGUCCGGCAUGACCCUGUACAGCCCUCCCCCCACCAACCUGCAGGGCCGCUGGGGGGAUCUGGUGGAACCUCGUGCCAGAGUCACCACCUGGGACACGGGCGUCCCUGCUCAGCUGCUGCAGUUCAUCGGAGCAAAGUCUGUGGACAUCCCUGAACAAAUCAGCUUACACAACCACCUCCUAAAAACCCACGUGCAGGCUCGGCUGCAAAAGUUGGAGGAGGGCACCAAGCUGGACUGGUCGACAGCAGAGGCCUUAGCUUUCGGCUCUCUGCUCUGCCAGGGGUUUAAUAUUCGAAUAAGCGGGCAGGACGUGGGGAGAGGCACGUUCAGCCAGCGACACGCCAUGGUUGUGUGUCAGGAAACCAACGACACCUACGUUCCUCUGAACCACAUCAGCCCCCAGCAGACGGGAUUCCUGGAGGUGUGCAAUAGCCCGCUGUCUGAGGAGGCGGUGCUUGGGUUUGAGUACGGGAUGAGCAUCGCUCAGCCGAAGCUGCUGCCCAUCUGGGAGGCUCAGUUUGGAGAUUUCUUCAACGGAGCUCAGAUCAUCUUUGAUACUUUCAUCUCUGGAGGUGAGGCCAAGUGGCUGCUUCAGUGUGGAAUGGUGAUCCUGCUGCCUCAUGGUUAUGAUGGAGCCGGACCAGAACACUCAUCCUGCCGUAUGGAGCGCUUCCUCCAGAUGUGUGACAGUAAAGAAGAGGGUGUGGACGGGGACAACGUUAACAUGGCGGUGGUGAACCCCACCACUCCCACUCAGUACUUCCACCUCCUAAGGAGACAGAUGAUCCGAAAUUUCCGCAAACCUCUUAUUGUGGUCGGACCCAAGACGCUGCUCAGGUUUUCUGGAGCCGUGUCCAGUCUGAGUGAACUGGGACCAGGGACGUCCUUCAGGCCAGUGUUGGGGGAUCCGUCUGUUCCUGCAGAGGGCGUCCAGAAGGUGGUGCUGUGCUCCGGGAAGCAUUACUACGCUCUGCUGAAACAGAGAGAGGCUUCAGCGGCCAACCAGAACACGGCGCUCAUCCGUGUGGAGGAGCUGUGUCCGUUUCCUCUUGAGGCUCUUCAGCAGGAGCUCAGAAAGUAUCCUAAAGCCAAAGAUUUUAUUUGGAGUCAGGAGGAACCUGAAAACAUGGGUCCCUGGUCUUUUGUGGCCCCCAGGUUCGAGAAGCAGCUGGCCUGCAAGCUCCGGUUAGUGAGUCGACCAGCGCUCCCCGCCCCAGCCGUCGGCAUCGGGACGCUUCAUCACCAGCAGCAGGAGGCCAUCCUCACAGCGACCUUUUCCUGAGACUCAACAGUUUUUAAACAAACUUAAGUAAAGCAGUGCUGCUCUAUAUUCAGGUCUGCUGCAGAACGGACAUGAGGCUUUGGUACAAUGUUCUGAAUCUACAGGGUCAGUAAUAAAUUGAGGAAUGUUUUCGAGAGAGUAAGGUUUAUAAUUUCUGAUGUUCUGAACUAGUUCAACAUGUUUAUUUUAGAGUUUAUGCAUUUUGAAAACAAUGUCUUAAUUUUUUCUUUGAAUUCACCUGUCUGAUGCGCCAGUUUUCAGUUUAAAGGUAGAUGCAUUAGAAUUAAGGUCUUAGUGAUCACAUUUACAUGAUGUUAGUAGGAACAUGCAGCUGUUUUUAAAGUUGGUGAUUGUAUUUGCAUUAAUGAACAAUAAUGGGAUCCCUGCUUCAGGAAUCCAAACCUUUCGGUCAUCUCAUGCAUAAAGGCUGCAGGAGGGCAAUUAUCAUUGUACUGUUGUCAUAGUUGAGCAUUAAACU